AGAUAUCAAGCCAGAUAAUAUCCUCAUCGACGCCACGGGCCAUAUAAAACUCUCAGACUUUGGACUGUGUACGGGGAUGAAGAAAAGUCAUCAAUCGUCGUACUACAAGAACCUCACCAACGGAAAAGGGACUGCCAGCAGCAAAGACGGGCACCACGCCAACCUGGACUUCAGGUGCGUUGUAGCAGUAUGA
Molecule: messenger RNA, 193 nt
Organism: Sphaeroforma arctica JP610
Lineage: Eukaryota; Ichthyosporea; Ichthyophonida
Exons: 1
Biological process (GO): protein phosphorylation
Molecular function (GO): ATP binding; protein kinase activity
Source: RefSeq, a predicted model, not a curated record